AUGGACGGCGGCAGAUCGGGGGAGGAGGAGGAGGAUAAGGAUAAGGAUAAGGAGGAGGAGGAGGAGGAGGAGGAGGAGGAGCAGCAACUGCAGGAGGAGCAGCAACAGCAGGAGAAGCAGGUGCGGCGUCGACGGCGAUCGGAAAGCGAGGCAGGCAACGCUACCGAGGCCUUCAUGAUCGGGAGUCCCGCCGAUAGGUGGAUGGUGGAGGCCGAGUAUGGAAGAGUGGAGGACGGCGAUGACGGCAGAAUCGAUGGCAUGAGCUCGCCGCCGUCGGUCGGGACGAAGGAUAAAGAGGACCAGGCCGGACCACCCUUGGGCUCGGUGAUGUGGGACAAGGUCGAAGGCGUCCAGGCUAAGACAUGUCGUCGAGGAAUGCGGUUGAGCGGGACGGAUACUGAUGAAAUCGAGCGAGAGGCGGCGAGAGCGAGCGCGUCGCGUACGUGCGGUGAGGUUCUCGAUGGAUGGGGAGAGGAGGCGCGACGAAGCGGUAAAGGAGUUGGGAGUCGAACUGGAAAAUGCCAACGGCGGCCGGUCAAUGGCUAG
Drechmeria coniospora is the source of this 546-nucleotide messenger RNA. RefSeq lists its product as uncharacterized. Bases 1 to 546 code for a protein of 181 amino acids. Lineage: Eukaryota; Fungi; Ascomycota; Sordariomycetes; Hypocreales; Ophiocordycipitaceae. The transcript is spliced from 2 exons. The record is from RefSeq and is a predicted model, not a curated record.